Molecule: messenger RNA, 1884 nt
Organism: Cryptosporidium muris RN66
Lineage: Eukaryota; Apicomplexa; Conoidasida; Eucoccidiorida; Cryptosporidiidae
Exons: 1
Coding region: 1-1884 (627 amino acids)
Source: RefSeq, a predicted model, not a curated record
AUGGUAUGUAAAUAUAUUUGUUUAUUUAUAUAUUUUAUUAUAAUUUUUGAUAUUUAUUACUCUUCUGGAGAAAGUCUGGCUGAACAACGUGAAACUGUGUUAGAUUGGAUUCGUUUUAUUAUAAAUGUGGACAAUUCAAUUAAUUUAUUUUCGAGAGACAUGGUCGCUGUUGAUCCUGAAGAAGAAAGUGAUAAGGAAGUAAUAGAUAAAAUGUUAGAAUGUGUUAAUGAAAUAUAUAGUCAUUUUGAUUAUUUUAAAGCAACUUUUCAGAAUUUUGGAUUUAAUUUGAGUAUAAACACAAUGUAUAAGGAUCAAAUGUCCGUAACUCAAUAUAAAGAUACAAUUAGUAAUAUUAGAGAUGGAAAAGAUAAUGGUUAUAUACAUAAAGAAGAUUGUUUGAAUAGGUUGAAAAAUAUAAGGGCUGAAGUGACUCAUAUACAAAUGUUCAUAAAUGAUAACAGAUAUAGGCCAAUCAAAAGAAUACUUCAAUAUUUUAUUAUAUUUCUAGAGUGCAAUUAUAUUUUAGUUAAAAAUUUAUCUGAGAAAAUAGAAGAAGCAAUUAAAGCAAGAAAUAGUUUAGAUGUAAAAUCCAAGUUAAUAAGUAAAGGUACACAGAGUUCUGAUAAAAGUAGAAGGGUAAGAUCAAAUAUGAGCAAAGAGGAAUAUAAGAAAAACCAAGAAGAAGUUAAUAAACUAAUGUCUCAAUUUAAUUUGGCUGAAGGUGAAAUGCAUAGUGAUGGUUCAGUAAGAAGAAAAAAAGGUAAGAAAGAAAAGAAAAAAGAAAAGAGAAAAGAAAAGAAAAAAGAAAAGAAAAAAGAUAACCAAAGGAAUAGUGAUCAUGAUAAUAGUGAAGAAGACGAAUCGGAUUAUUUAUAUACUGAAAAUAAGACUAGUAACAUAGCUAUUCAUAGUAAAGAUAAUAAAGAAAGCGGUGUUCAUAGUUAUAGUGAACUUGGUGCAACAGGUUUUGAUCCAAGUUAUAAUAAAAGAGGUGGUGAUCAUACUGAUAGUGAACUUGGUGCAACAGGUUUUGAUCCAAGUUAUAAUAAAAGAAGUGGUGAUCAUACUGAUAGUGAACUUGGUGCAACAGGUUUUGAUCCAAGUUAUAAUAAAAGAGGUGGUGAUCAUACUGAUAGUGAACUUGGUGCAACAGGUUUUGAUCCAAGUUAUAAUAAAAGAAGUGGUGAUCAUACUGAUAGUGAACUUGGUGCAACAGGUUUUGAUCCAAGUUAUAAUAAAAGAGGUGGUGAUCAUACUGAUAGUGAACUUGGUGCAACAGGUUUUGAUCCAAGUUAUAAUAAAAGAAGUGGUGAUCAUACUGAUAGUGAACUUGGUGCAACAGGUUUUGAUCCAAGUUAUAAUAAAAGAGGUGGUGAUCAUACUGAUAGUGAACUUGGUGCAACAGGUUUUGAUCCAAGUUAUAAUAAAAGAGGUGGUGAUCAUACUGAUAGUGAACUUGGUGCAACAGGUUUUGAUCCAAGUUAUAGAAGAAGUAUUCAAAGUUCUGUUACUACAGCUCCGCAACAAGAUGUCAAUUUACUAUUUAAUAAACAGAAAUUAGAAGUAGAAAAAAGAAAAAGAAGAGAAGAAAGAAAUACCAUUAUUUAUGAAAAAAAAAUGGAAAUAAAAAAAUAUGAAGAACUUAUUGUGAUUUUAGAAGAAGAAAUUGAAGAGAUUAUUGUUAAGAAAUUAGCAGAAAUCGAACGAUGUAAAAAGUACAUUAUGUCUUUAAAAAAAGAAAUUAAAACAAUUAAACUUGAAUUUUUUGAUUUAUAUGGAAUAGGUGAUGAUAUUGAUUUGUACAGAGGUGAAGAUGACUCUACGGAAGAGAGUGAUAAAGAAGAAAAGAGUAUAAAAUAUGUGUAUCCAGCUGUUUAUGUAUAA